AAAAUGAGCUAAUUUUUGGAACGGUUGUAUCAAUCCAAUCUCAUGCAAAAAUACUAGAUCGUUAUACUCCUCUUCAACGCUGUAGCACACUGCACGAUGCCUCGCAAGAAAAAGCGGCUUGUUCACGUCGCUACGUUCGUUGCAGCUCGGCAUCAGCACCGUCAAGAACGCCUACAGCAAGCACAAAUUAACCCUUUAGCCAAGCUUGCUGCAGAGGCUCGAGCGCUACCGUGAGGCAUGCCUUCGCUUAAUGUUAGUGACCACAGCACAUCGUCGGAAGACGACGGCUCGGAUUGUGAAAACCAAGACAACCUGUAUCUUGUUGAUACAGUAUACGCAAAGAAGACCAACGUAGAGGGCGCUAUAUUUUAUUUAGUAAGCUGGGUUGGCUACGAGCGGCUGGCUUUGCAGCCCGCUGAAGACCUGCCCCAGAACGUCAUUGCAGAAUUUGAUCAAGAAGAGCUUGGCACUGUGUGACACGUGGAUCUCCGCCUGCAGAUUCCAGUUGGAGUCCUUGCAGGAGUAUGAGGACGCGGAAGAAGAGCAAGGCGUCGCUAACAACAUUAUGGAUUUUUUUUAUUGUUUUGUGCUAUCGUAUUGUUGUUUUUAUUAUAUUGGGCUACGAGCUCUCACUCAAUUAAUAAUAAAUUUUCCCAACCUCCUUCACGGACGUCCAGCGAAGAGAACCAGGCG
Messenger RNA from Phytophthora nicotianae INRA-310, 693 nucleotides. RefSeq lists its product as hypothetical. The transcript has a single exon. The coding region runs from base 238 to 477 and encodes 79 amino acids. Lineage: Eukaryota; Oomycota; Peronosporomycetes; Peronosporales; Peronosporaceae. The record is from RefSeq and is a predicted model, not a curated record.